UGCCACACUAAGCGAAACAGCAUAUUCUGAAAUUCUGCAAAAUCAGCUUGGAUAACAAAAUAAGCAAGCUAAGGGUCACCAGGACCAGCCCCAGUGCAAAAAUCAUGAACAAUGAAAUAAUGAGCAGUUGUGGGGUAAUUGUACUUACAAUGACUGUUAGUCAGAUGGAAUAUAGCUCACACACUGCUUUAAAGUGUUGUGUUAACCUUUAAACUCCUAGGUCAGACUUUUAUUUUUUAGGCUGACCUCCUCCUUCUUAUGUUAAAAGGUAUAAAGUAAAGGGAUGUACAGGAAGCUCACUCAGGAAACAGGAAAGGUGUUUGCACACUCCUGCACAAUGCAGUUAUUAGCAGCUUGAAGAGGUUGUUGGGGAGGUUUAUGCUCAGAAGUAUUGUCACGGUAAUACAGAAAAUAGCUGGAGCUACAUUAUUAUCUUUUAAAAAGCUGAAAUAUCUUCAGUAUGCAAUUUCCUGUUCUUCUCUUCAUCUCAUCUGUUUCAGCAGUAGUUGGCAUGGUGAGUGUAUUAGUUACCAAACCUGUGAUAUCCUACUGCCACCAGGCUAUCACUCUGCACUGCAAUGUUUCUCUGUCUGAUGGAAAGGACCGUGAAUUCCAGGUUACUCAUCUGAGCUGGAUUAAAGAAUCAAAUAAAACAGUUUGCUCAGAAAGCAAGACAGCUAAGAAAGGUUCCAUCCACUGCCAAUACAUGCCAAACAAACAGCUGGUACUAACUAUUGCCCACCCAAAAUCAGAUGACAUCGGACGCUAUAUCUGCAAACUCCGAUCCUCCUAUGGACAUACAAGUGCUGAUACCAAUGUGACAUUGGAGUGUCCCCAGGAAAUUGUCCAGAUAAAUGAAGAUGGAAAAAACAGGGUGACCUGCAAGGUUGAGAGGUCAAACCAUGAUGGGCGUAUCCACUGGUUUCAUGGAACAGUCAAUCUAACGAGCCAAUCAACCCAGGACAUAAAGUCUGCUGCUGAUGGAUCAUAUACAGUGGUUAGUUCUCUCAGUGUCAGUUUAAACUGGAAAACGUUUAACUGUUCUUACUGGGUACCUCAAAUUGAGCAAUAUAUAACAAGCAAGAACAUUGUUAUGGAAUAUAAUACACAGUCUAAGACAAAGUCUUUCAGCAGUGACAGUUGCAGUGGUCUGGUCUUCUGUUUGUGUCUCCUUUGGACUCUCAUUCAGCAAUAAUGGAAAUAAUGGUAGCAAUAACUCCAAAAAGCUCAUUUUGAACUUCAAUUCAGAUUAACAAACACAUUAACACACCACUCAAAUCUACACAUCAAAGAAACCUAUCUCAUGCCGAAGACUGCUUAGUCACAAUGAGGUAAUCAGGAGGAAGUAGGAUACACAGGCCUAUUAUUCCUACACACCAAAAGAACUGACAGUAAAAUUAAAAUGUCCAGAAAACCAACCUUUGUGCUAGAUCUCAAAGAAAGAUCAAUGAACACCACCUUGCCCAAACUUCUCUCCUUGCCCCCACCUCUUCCCUCUCACUCUUCUCCCCCACUAGGCUCAAGAAGGCCUAUACCACAUGAUUAUCUUGUGAAUCUGUUGUUUUUCUCCUUUCAUGUUUGGUAUCAUUUUAAAGGAUUAGUUCACUUUCAAAUAAAAAUUUCCUGAUAAUUUACUUACCCCCAUGUCAUCCAAGAUGUUUACGUCUUUCUUUCUUCAGUUGAAAAGAAAUUAAGUUUUUUGAUGGAAACAUUCUAGGAUUAUUUUCCUUAUAGUGGAAUUCAACGGCUAACUUGUUUCAUUUGUUCAUCCCGGCCACUAGGGGACACCAGUAGCACACCUCCAUUUUGAAUAAAAAAAGGAAACUGUAGAGUAAGAAGUAGUUCAGCUCAAAGCCACUUAGGGUUGCCACCUUCACCAAGGCAAAAUAAGGGACACCCAUUCAUGACCCAACCCCCCCCCCCUACCCACCCACCCAAAACAAACAAACAAGGACAAAUACUCAGUGAGUAACUCAUAGUUCAACAAUAAACAAUGAGAAAACAUGCUCCAGUAUGUAAACUUGCAACAGACCACAUUAAUAUUGUUGUUUUAAAUUUGAUUAUUUAUAAUUAUUCAUUAUUAUUAGUCUUUUUUGACAGUUCUGCAGCUGUUACCUGAAUGGGAUGAAUUUUUGGGUAUGGUUCACCCAAAGAUGAAAAUUAUGUAAUAAUUUACCCAGGUUGUUCUAAACCUAUAUAAAAUUAUUUCUUUUGUUGAACACAAAAGAGGAUACUUUGAAUAAUGUGGGUAACUAAACAGAUGCAGGUCCUCAGUAACUUCCACAGUACAGAAAAAUACUAUUAGAGUCAUUGGGGAACAGAAACUAUUUGGAUACUCACAUUCUUAAAAGUAUCUUCUUUUAUGUUCAACAGAAGAAAUAAAUUAUUACAGGUUUGGGACAACUUAUGGGUGUGUAAGCGAUAACAACAUUUUCAUUUUUAGGUGAACUAUCCCUUUAAGUCCACCGUGAACGACUGGAAUGCCUCUCUGCAAACUGUGCGUUCAUCAAUAGGUACAGGACAGACCCAUGGGUAACUUUCCCAUUCAGCCCUACAUCUGGAGAGUCUUGUGUUCAGAGGGCUAACGUGAGCUCCUCGAUGUUUUAAACCACGCAGGUUUGUUUACCGCAUGCUGCGCUCGUGUGAAAGGGCUUUAACGGAGCGUGUUCUGGAGACUCCAUCGCUAUGGAAAUAAAGACACCAAAAUCACGCGCAAAUGAGCUUCUCUAAUACUUCUUAUGAAAUUGAUUUCAUUAUAAUUGCUAUUAGUAUUAUAAACAAUGCAAAAUACUUAUUUGUUUAUUCAAAUAUGUGUUUCCCUUUGUAAAAUACGGGACAAAUCGCGUUAUUUUAAGUUAUUUUCCGUAUUUUAAGGGACGGGUGGCAACCCUAAUGGCCACUAGAAGGCAACCCUGCAACCUUUAGCCAAAAAAUGUGUAAUGGCUAAUGCUAAUGCUUCUGGUUUCCCUGUACAUGGCAAAGGAGUAGUGGUGGGCACAGCGAGGCUUUGUGAAACACUUAAACAGUCGAACCAAAUGUUCCAAUCCUUUGAAACAAUUCGAAACCCGUAUCUAUGGUGACACCUAGUGGUCAUUUUCAAAUAUUGCUCUGAAACAGUAUUGACAAUGAAUCAGUUAAGCGAACUGACAAAUUAUGACAUAUAUAAUAAUAAUAUCAAUC
Molecule: messenger RNA, 3180 nt
Organism: Cyprinus carpio (common carp)
Lineage: Eukaryota; Metazoa; Chordata; Actinopteri; Cypriniformes; Cyprinidae
Source: RefSeq, a predicted model, not a curated record